CCCGUUCCCCAACCCUUCCAUUUUCCUUGGCCUCUCCGUCUCUUCCUCGCCCUCCGUCUCUUCCUCACCGCUUGACACUUUCUCGCCGCUGCAACUCCAUCGGCCGCUGCAACUCCAGUAGGAUGGAGGAGGGCAAUGUGAGUUGCGGCGAGGUGUGUCAAAGGUCUUCUAGGUGAAAGUCGAGGAGGAAAGCCAUAGGUGCUUGUAUUGGUGUCUUUAUUUUGGAAGAUAUUGUCCAUGACAAUUAUCCGACGUGGUAGUAUCGGAAAAAAUAUUUGGGGGGUGACUUCUUUCCGUCUGAGGAUGAAGGAGGCAGUGUCGAAUCUGAUGGGGAAGAUGGGGAAUCAGUAACUUCUGCCCAGAUCUUGGAGAUGUCUGAUACAGAAAUAAUUUUAUCUGAGCCCUAUGGAGAUGAGGCUAAAGCACUGCGUUACAGACAGAGGGUGAAAAGGUUGUCGAAGGGGACUUGUAUAACAUCGGGUAGAUGGUGCAACGACGAGGAGUCAUGUGUCGAUAAAGACGAAGGUGAAGAAGGCUGCUCGGGAGGGGGCAUUGAAGGCAACCGGGCCAGAAGUCUGGAAGCACAUGAGAGUAUUUCAAUCUUUGCUUGAAAGCAUUAGAUAAAAUCUUCCAUGUUAACCUUAAUCAUAUAGUCAGUGUUUCGUACAUGAUGCUAUUCAUACCUCAAACACCACCACUCUCAAUCAUUUAACCAGCCCACCAAUCAACCCAAAUCCCUCUUUUAUAACUUCAACCCUACAAAUCCCAGCUCAAAUCACACCUA
Molecule: messenger RNA, 784 nt
Organism: Cuscuta campestris
Lineage: Eukaryota; Viridiplantae; Streptophyta; Magnoliopsida; Solanales; Convolvulaceae
Source: the annotation of a GenBank genome assembly